Messenger RNA from Galleria mellonella (greater wax moth), 976 nucleotides. RefSeq names its product transcription initiation factor IIE subunit beta (gene TfIIEbeta). Gene Ontology annotation, cellular component: transcription factor TFIIE complex. Gene Ontology annotation, biological process: transcription initiation at RNA polymerase II promoter. The transcript has 6 exons. The coding region runs from base 80 to 961 and encodes 293 amino acids. Lineage: Eukaryota; Metazoa; Arthropoda; Insecta; Lepidoptera; Pyralidae. The record is from RefSeq and is a predicted model, not a curated record.
AAACAAAUUUUAUUAUCUUGAUAAAAUAUGUGUUCAUAACUUACCUUAAAACACUGGGAAUCGAGAUUCUUUUAUAAAAAUGGAUCCGGCUCUACUACGGGAACGGGAGGCUUUUAAGAAAAAGGCACUUGCAACUCCAACUGUUGAGAAGAAAAAAACAAAGGAUGACUCUCAAUUCAAAGAUGACAGCAAAAAGAAAUCCAAAUCAUCGAGUUCAGUCAGCGCUGGACCAAAGCUGGAUGCCACCAAUUAUAAAACAAUGGUGGGUAGCUCCAGCUACCGCUUCGGAGUGCUGGCCCGUAUAGUGAGACACAUGCGGGCGAGACACCAGGAAGGUGACGACCACCCUUUGACCUUAGAUGAAGUGCUGGACGAAACCAAUCAACUGGAUGUUGGGAAUAAAGUGAAGCAGUGGUUGCAAUCAGAAGCCUUACAAAACAAUCCUAAAAUUGAAUGUACACAGGAUGGAAAAUAUAUUUUUAAACCUGUUUACAAAAUCAAAGACAAGAAAUCACUGCUCAGAUUACUGAAACAACAAGAUCUGAAGGGUCUGGGCGGGAUCUUAUUAGAGGAUGUACAGGAAUCAUUGCCACACUGUGAGAGGGCUCUGAAGAGUUUAGCCCAAGAAAUAUUGUACAUAACUAGACCCACUGAUAAGAAAAAGAUAUUAUUUUAUAAUGACAAAACUGCAACCCUAGAUGUAGAUGACGAGUUUGUGAAAUUAUGGCGCGCCACAGCCGUAGAUGCUAUGGACGACGCAAAAAUUGAAGAAUACUUGGAGAAACAGGGUAUCAAGUCAAUGCAAGACCAUGGACCUAGGAAACCUAUAGCCCCAAAAAGGAAGAAGGCGGCACAAAAACGAAGACAGUUUAAGAAACCGCGUGAUAACGAGCACUUGGCAGAUGUUCUUGAGACUUACGAGGAUAAUACGUUAACACAAAAAGGUGUUAGCAUUAAAUAAAAAGUGAUUGUAAUA